This is a messenger RNA of Penicillium macrosclerotiorum, 1212 nucleotides long. Its product is annotated as proteasome regulatory particle base subunit RPT6. Gene Ontology annotation, cellular component: proteasome regulatory particle, base subcomplex. Gene Ontology annotation, molecular function: ATP hydrolysis activity; proteasome-activating activity; ATP binding. The coding region runs from base 1 to 1212 and encodes 403 amino acids. Gene Ontology annotation, biological process: proteasome-mediated ubiquitin-dependent protein catabolic process. Lineage: Eukaryota; Fungi; Ascomycota; Eurotiomycetes; Eurotiales; Aspergillaceae. The transcript is spliced from 3 exons. The record is from RefSeq and is a predicted model, not a curated record.
AUGGCGUUGGAUAACUACUAUCGCAACAAGAUUGAGGGGAUGAAGCUGGAGAUCAUUCAGGGCCAGGCAGUCCUUCGGCGGUUAGAAGCACAGCGCAAUGACUACAACUCGCGGGUGCGUCUGCUGCGGGAGGAGCUGGGUCUGCUUCAACAACCAGGCUCGUACGUUGGAGAGGUGGUGAAGGUGAUGAGCACUAAGAAGGUGCUUGUGAAGGUGCACCCGGAAGGCAAAUAUGGUACCGUCAUCCCUCUUUUCCUUACUGUGAGAAGUUUUUACGUGGUUGAUAUCGCCGAUGGCGUGGAUAUUGCGAAGCUUACCGUGGGCAAACGGGUGGCUCUACUCUCAGACUCGUACAAGUUGGAAAAGAUGCUGCCAUCAUCGGUUGAUCCACUUGUAUCACUGAUGAUGGUGGAGAAGGUGCCGGAUAGUACAUAUGACAUGAUUGGUGGUCUGGAUCAACAGAUCAAGGAAAUCAAGGAAGUGAUCGAACUCGGUCUUAAGCACCCGGAGCUGUUCGAGUCGCUGGGUAUCGCACAGCCAAAGGGUGUCCUGUUGUACGGGCCUCCUGGUACUGGCAAGACCCUCCUGGCCAGAGCGGUGGCCCAUCAUACCGACUGCCGUUUCAUUCGUGUGAGCGGCUCGGAGUUAGUCCAGAAAUAUAUCGGCGAGGGCAGUCGUAUGGUACGAGAGCUGUUCGUGAUGGCCCGAGAGCACGCCCCGAGUAUCAUCUUCAUGGAUGAGAUCGAUAGCAUUGGCUCCAGCCGGAUAGACUCGGCCGGAUCUGGAGAUUCGGAAGUGCAACGAACGAUGUUGGAACUGCUAAACCAACUGGAUGGCUUCGAGCCGACGAAGAAUAUCAAGAUCAUCAUGGCCACGAAUCGACUGGAUAUUCUGGAUCCGGCACUGCUGCGACCUGGACGUAUUGACCGGAAGAUUGAGUUCCCCCCACCCUCCGUUGAAGCUCGUGCCGAUAUUCUACGGAUCCACUCCCGCUCAAUGAACUUGACCCGCGGCAUCAAUUUGACAAAGAUUGCCGAGAAGAUGAACGGCUGCUCUGGAGCCGAGUUGAAGGGUGUCUGCACCGAGGCGGGCAUGUACGCGUUGCGCGAGCGACGGGUGCAUGUUACGCAGGAGGACUUUGACUUGGCGACCGCCAAGAUCCUCAACAAGCAUGACGAUAAGGAAGUGGCGGUCUCCAAGCUGUGGAAGUAA